AUGAAGAAAUUCUCAACGUUUGGUCUCUUCCCCUUGCUCAUUCUUGCAUCUGCAACUUUGGCGAUCCGAGUAAAGUGGGACCGGCAGCCCAACAGCUGCAAAGGUCCGGGCGUGCCCGCAAACGAUGACGACGCUCAUUCAAAGUGGGAUAAAUGCUGUGACAAGCAUGUUUCCAAUGCGAUCAAGCAGUGGGAAAAUGACGGAGGACAGACAGCUACCGCGUAUUGCUUCAACUCGCAGCAGCUUGAUCCCGAAGGAUAUCCCAUAAGCUAUGGCCCAAUCUGCGCAAAGGAAUUGUGCUGGGUCGAGAUCUGA
Messenger RNA from Ceraceosorus guamensis, 315 nucleotides. RefSeq lists its product as hypothetical. The record is from RefSeq and is a predicted model, not a curated record. The coding region runs from base 1 to 315 and encodes 104 amino acids. The transcript is spliced from 3 exons. NCBI's taxonomy places the organism in Eukaryota, Fungi, Basidiomycota, Exobasidiomycetes, Ceraceosorales, Ceraceosoraceae.